AUGACGUCACGUCACAACAGUGACAGGCGUUCUUCCGGGUGGCAAAAGCCGAAGCGUUCUCCAAAGAAAGCUGUCCAUUUCCAGCGUGAUCAGAGUUUGGAGCUGGCUUGCUGGGAGUUGUGGGGAGACUCGACAGGUCAGCGGGUGUGAGCUGUCCCAUCAGCCACUUACCUUAAUCCAGCGCCGGGUGACCUCUCCUCCCCUUCCGACGUCAGCUCCCGAGUGGAGCCAUGCGCAUAUUAAAACCGCUCAUAGGAAAGCAUUAGUCAAUGCUUUGCUAUGGACGUUCUCCGUGCUCAAUGCGAUUUUUCGCAUUGAGAGUCGCGUAAGCCCCUCUAGAGGCUGUCAGGAAGACAGCUACUAGAGGAUGGAUUAACCCUGCAAUGUAAACACAGCUAAAACCUGGAGGACCUGGUACCCAGACCACUUCAUUGAGCUGAAGUGGUCUGGGUGACUAUAGUGGUCCUUUAAGUUAGCUGCUUGAUAUAUGAAAAUCAGAUUCUGGUUUAUACAGUAUUGCAAAGUCAGGAUUAUUUACAGGAGAUAUUGGGGUUUAUCUAUAUUGCACUUUCUAUUUUUGGUUUUUAUAGGUUUUUUUUUUUUAGGGAAGUAUUUCUGUCCACAGAUAAAAAAUAUGAUGAUUUCGUUUUUGUCAUUUAUUUUAUUAUUGAGGUAAACGGAUGACAAUCAUAUUAGACAUAAAAUGUAAAAAAAAAAAAACACCUAUGGACUGCAUAUAUGUAGAGUAGACAGAUAAACAAUUCAAUUUUAUGUAAGAGAAAAAAGACAGAAAAUAAUAACUGCAUUAAUCAGAAGCAUAUCUCAGUUAUGUGGUGGCAGUAAAGUGUCCAAAUUAAAGAAGAGUAACAUUGCAGAUUCCCUUCAGGACAGUCCAGGUCAUGGAUCAACCUAUGCCUUCCACACGCUGUAUAGAACCCCAGAUUAUGACAGCCAGCCAGGUGGUCGUAGGCCCAGGUGAAGGCGCAGACCCUAACAGAAAGAUGUUUACGUGCAGCAGGAACCACAACACAUUGCCAAUUCCAGGUGCCGUGUAUGUAUUUAACUUCUACUGUCUGAGAUAAAGGCGGCAGCUAGGCUGGCUCCUAAUUCUCACUUUUAGGCGAGACAGAAGAUGCUGGUUUCUGAUCAUGGGGAGGUAUGGUCCAUUGCUUUGCCGUCUGUAUACUUUCUCCAGGGGCAAGAGACUCUAAGUGGGGGACUUGGAAGUAAGGUCAGUAUCUUCUUCACUGUUGCAGGGGGCAACGAUUAUUGGCUGACCUUGGACCAGAAUUAUUUUUUAAAACUGGUCUAGUGUGUACAUUGCAGAAGAUUGCUGGCCCUGGGGGUUGAGUAGUGAUGCAGCCUUAGCCAUAUUAGAUAUGACAGGGCACACUCAUCUUGUUUUUUGAGCCGUAUAGCUGGCCACAGAAACCUGAUAAUUGCCGAGGGGGGAGAUCGUGGAGAUACAAAAAUCUGUGGAUAAUAGAAAGGUAAUGUGUGGAGGGAUGGGCCGCCUCCCUUUUGUCUGUGAUUGGUAGGCUGCUUGUAGGACACAUUAUUACUAUUAUUUAUAGAGCGCCAGCAAAUUCCGUAGCGCUGUACAGUGGGGAUGUUUGUUCCACUCAAAAUCCCCCGAUUAUCACCAGAGCUACUUCAAAGAAGUAUACUCUGGUACCUUCAGGAAUUAUAAGUAGCGCCUAAAUGCAUGCAAUGCCGGCAAUAAGUCAGCAGAAAGUGAGAUUAAUGGCUAUUUCACACAGAGCUCUCGUGAAGUGCAUCUGAACAGCAUGGCAGUUAGGCCCUGCCCCAAACAUGCUGAUCUGCCAUGACAGAAAUGACAGACUCCAAACAAACUUUAGCAAAAUUAAGCGCUUCGUGUGUUUAGAGUGAUUUCCUCUGAGGGAUAUUCCAAGCACCAUGACCACAUCAGUGUUUUUAAUUGUCAAGGACCAUGUUUGAAAUGCUGCACAUACUUAGAUAUCAAAUAUUACUGCCGCGGUUAUAACUCCACCCCCGGCAACGUCAUUAGUCAGCACGAACUAGAGUUUCUGGCUAGUUAAUAUCAACUGUGUGUAUAUUUCUUUGCACAGUUACUUAUAAAUUGGCUGAAGGCACUUGUUUGAAGCUUUCAGCCAAUGAAUGACCGGCAAAUGUUGUUCACUCAGCACUCAGUUUGGUGCCGAAAACCUAUUAAGGGGGAAGUUCACCAGGGUACUCCUAGCACCAUUACCACAGUGGAUUGCAGUAGUAAUGAUGCUCAGAGGAACCCUUUAACUGUCAUGCCUUUUACUCAGCAAGGCUUUCUCCUAAAAACUAUUUAACCAUGAACACACCAAAACCACCCCAAGACUCCUACCUGCAUAGGCGUGAGCACGGGCCUGUGAGUCCUGCAGGAACACGUGGGGACGCCGUUCCCGCUGUUCCUGCAGGCACUCUGCCAUCCCCAAAUGCCCUCCUCCUCUUCCCCCCGUGUUCCCCCUGUCGGGGGGGGGGGAGCAAGAGGUGAUGGACAACCCCCCCACACCCCCGGUUGGGCGCCUAUCUCCAUACAACAAGUGGCGAGGUAGCUGUGUGCGCUCUGCUUCCUCACGCCGUGCGCCGUUUGCUGAUGCCGGGAGCCGGAAUAUGACAUCAUAUUCUGGCUCCCAGCUACAGCAGACAGCCCACGCGGCAGGAGGGAGCAGAGAGCACACAGCUCCCUCGCCGUGGCUGAGAUGGAGACAGGCGCCUGACCCACUGGACCCCAGGGACAAGUCCACACCAGCUCUCCAGGUAGGGAGGCUGGUUGGACAAUUUUUAAUAAAAAAAUUAUAAUUUGUGUAUGUGUGUGUGCCUGUAAGUGUCUGUGAAUGUAUGUGUGUGUCUGUAAGUGUAUGUGUGUCUGUGUGUCUGUGAAUGUAUGUGUGUGUCUGUGAGUGUAUGUGUCUGUAAGUGUAUGUGUGUCUGUGAAUGUAUGUGUGUGUGUCUGUUAGUGUAUGUGUCUGUAAGUGUGUGUCUGUGAAUAUAUGUACACACACACGAGUGUAUAUAAUUUUUUUGGGGGGGUGGGAAUCUUGGGAGAGUUCCCACACUUUAUUCCCCAGGACUUGACCCCUGCCGGCAGGGGAGAUCUCCGGAUCUUCCCUGUUGGCUCAUGCAGAGCUGGCGCUAUCUGAGUGCCGUCUCUGCUCUAAGCCUCCAUGGGCCGGCGGGGAGAUCAAAGAUCUACCUCACCAGCCCACAGGAGCAUGGAGAGAGGCAGGAGAGGAUCCGGGGAGCUCUAGACAGAAGCUCCGCCAGGUUUCUCUCGCAAGAUCUGAGCGUUGCCGCGGCAACGCUCAGAUCUCGUGAGAGUGAACUCCAGCCCCGCAGGCUAGAGUUCACUCUCCCUUGGACAGCAAGGAUCCCCCCUCCCUACAUAAGGUAAGAAGGGAGGGGGGUUAUUUACUAAUCUGCCCCCACCUUCACAAUGUCUCCAAACAUACAGCACACACACACAUACAGCACCUACACACACACAGCACCUAUACAUAUACAGCACCCUAACACAAACAGCGCGCGCAAACAGCACCCUCACAUGCACAGCACACUCACACACACAGCACACAAACAGCACCCACACAUACAGAGCAUCCUCUCACACACACACAGCACACUAACAGCACCCUCACAAACACACACAGCACCCUUACAAACACACAACACCCUCACACACAGCACCCUUACAAACACACAACACCCUCACACACAGCACACUAACAGCACCCUCACACAAACAGCACAAUCACACACAGCACACUAACAGCACCCUCACAAAUACACGACACAAACAGCACCCUCACACACACAGCACACUAACAGGACCCUAACACACAUACACAAACACCCUCACACAUAGCACACUACCAGCACCCUCACACACACACACAGCACUCUCACACAUCACACAAACAGCACACACACACAAACAGCAGUAUAUGUAUGUGUGUGUAUGUAUAUAUAUAUAUAUAUAUAUAUAUACAUGCGGCGUGUGUUUGUGCUUUAGGGUGCACACCCUAAUGCAAUAGGCUGCGCACGCCUAUGCCUACCUGUAAACACACUGUCUGGGUUAUUCACUAAAGUGAGAAUUGCAGGGAAGUCAGUUAUGUUUUCAAUUUGGAUAUUUUGGCCUUAAAUUUGAAACUCUCUUUGAAUUCCUGGCAAUUCUCAGUUUAGUGAAUACCCCUGUUUAACCCUCAAUUGCCUGGGGUAAAAACAAAAUUUUAAGCAUUGUAGAGCAGUUCAACAUAUAUUUUUGGAAAAGGCCAGCUGCAGUGGAUGCUGCACGGUUACCCGGUGGCACCCAUAUAAGUUGUCAAACUGUGCAAAAACAAUAUGACAUUUUACAGAAUUACAGUGCUGGGCACUCUUGGCACCACAACCACUGUAGCACACUAUCUGGUUAUUGUGCUAGAAGUGCUCAUUUGACAGUCACUCUGGUCACGAGGAAGGAUUUAGCAGUUACCAAGAUGCAGGAUUAAUUUCUAUUGGUGAUAGUUACUGUGUGAUUUGAUAUUAAUUUCUAGUGGUUGUAAUUAGUUUGAUUUUAUAUAAGUUUCUAAUGCCGCUGGUUAGUUUGAUUUUAUAUAAGUUUCUAUUGGUGAUAGUUACUGUUUGAUUUGAUAUACGUUUAUAGUGGUGGUAGUUACGGUUUCAUUUGAUAUUAAUUUCUAUUGGUGAAAGUUACUGUUUGAUUUGAUAUAAGUUUAUAGUGGUGGUAGUUACUGUUUGAUUUGAUAUAAGUUUAUAGUGGUGGUAGUUAGUUUGAUUUGAUAUAAGUUUAUAGUGGUGGUAUUUACUGUUUGAUUUGAUAUGUUUCUAUUGGUGAUAGUUACUGUUUGAUUUGCCAUCCUAUAGCAAGGUAUGAGCCCAUACUAUAAUUAUUAUGAUAUUUAUAUAGCGCCAUCAAAUUCCACAGCGCUUUACAAUGGGUGGACGAACAGACAUGUAUUUGUAACCAGACAAGUUGGACAGAGGGGUUGAGUGCCCUGCUCAAUGAGCUUACAUGCUAGAGGGAGUGGGGUAAAAUGACACAAAAAGGUAAGGGUAGUAUUAGACUAGUGACAGUUGCAGAAGAGGAAUCAGUCAGGAGCUAUUAACAGUUUAAUUGAUACGCUUUUAUGAAGAAGUGGGUUUUUAACGAUUUUUUGAAGGAGUGGAGACUGGGUGAGCAUGUAACGGAGGAGGGAAGCAAGUUCCACAGGAACGGUGCAGCCCUCGAUAAAUCUUGAAGGCGAGCAUCAGAGGUGGGAGUACGGACAGAAGAUAGACGUAAGUCUUCAGCAGAGCGUGAGGGCCUAGAUAAUAAAUAGCAAUAUCUGUAUAGUUUGUUUUGUAGUGGGGUGAUUCUCCUCCAUAUUUUUGGUGAUUGCCUUUAGUGCAAGGCGGCUCUUUCCUUAUACUAAACAUACAUAGACAGCUUUUACACCAGAAAUCUGCUUUAAGGAUGUCUUUUAGUGUUUGACUAACACCGAAUUGUUACUAUAAAUGUCAGUCCCGCUGCGAUACGCCUCUGAGGACUGAGCAGAGCGCACUGUGCUUGCAGCCCCUUCGCUAGUUUUACGGUUAAUGGCUCUGGCAUAGCGCAUGCAGUAGCAGGGGCGCAGUACGUGGAACACGCUCACUAGCUCAGCCUUCCUCUAACGGCGACCGUUACCACCGCGCUCGCCCCGCCUCCUGCUCUGACGUCACCACGCACGAACGCGCAGCACGCAGGGCGCGAACUUUUUGAAAAGAACUCAGGGACCGGAAGCGGGUGACCGGACUCGGUAUGUAACCACGGGCACGGCUUUACUAUUUACCGUACGGUGUAACAGUGACAGCGCGAGAACCCCCGGACUGUCUGUAUUGUAAACCCCCCGAGCGGGCUAGUCACUAAAGUGCGAAUAAAGAGGGAAUUUCAGAUUUAAGGCCAGAGUAGCCGAACUGCAAGGAAUGGAUUGAGUUUUUCCAGUUCGGCUAUUUUGACCUUAAAUGUAAAUAACCCAGUAAGUAGGAGUGUGAGCAUGCUGACUCACUAUGACAUCUCUCUGAUAUUUACCGCUCACUGCAGGAUCAGGCUGGCAACACGGGAUUUGCAAUGGACACAUAUAGUUUCUCUUAUGAACAUAUUAAUGUGGCUAUUACAGAGGAACGCUCACUUGCUGAACUUCAGAAUGUUCUAAUGAAAAGCUUUGUUUAUUUUUUUGAAAUAUCACGCUUACAUUUUAGUUUUUUCUAAUUUACAUUAUCAUGCGCUGUCAGAGAUGGCAAUUUAUAUAUAUUUUUUUAUAAUUCUUUAUUUUGAGCGGUGCAUCUUUCAGAUAAUGCAGAUUUUAUCCAUCAUGUCAGCAUAGCAUCACAAGAGCAUAGACAGGAGUAUAAGUGGGACAUGAUCAGUGAAAAAGGAACACCUUUUUAUAUUUUUUUCCUCUCCAUUCUUAUGUGCCCUCUGCCACCUUGUGUAUCUACUAUUGGGUGUAGGGAGCAGUAAGGUUGUUUUGAAACUGAAGAUGUAGACAGCGGAAACAACAAAAUAUAUACAAUAAGAUUGGGCUCCGACCGGAUUUUUCCCCAUAGUCAAGUCUCUGCUGAUGAGAAGCUCCCAUGUCGUGGCACAAAGGGGACCACCAUCUCAGGAUUCCAUAUUCUGUUCGUGGUACUUCCAUCGAUGCUGAGGUCAGGUGCCUCUAUCCCGAGGGCUGCGUAGAGUGUAAGUGCCUCUGUGAGUGUGCGGAGUGUGUGGGAAGUUCCAUUUAGGGUUACGAGUAAGGUGCCUUACAUUCCCCAGCGGUAUGGCACUCCUUUGGACUGGAGGUGAGUCGUGAUGGGACCCAUUUGUCUGCGCCACUGCAGCAACAUUGUCCUAGUUAGGUCUUGAAAGAAAUUUAAUGAGGAGUACUCAAACUGCAGUGGGGGUUUUACCUCAUACUGCCACCAUAAUACGGUCUUUGUCAUUCACAGAGGUGCAGCGGACAAUCACGUCCCAUGGAUCAGGGGUGGAGGGCUUGGCCAUGCUGGUGAUUGGGAAUACGCUAUCUAGUGUGACUGUUUUGGCCACUGCUGGUGGGAGUAUGGCGGUUAACAGCCUCUCAGUAUAAUGCGGGAGUUCUUCAGCUCCUACCAGCCACUGGUAUGCCUCGGAUUUUAAUGUUUUUCCGUCGUAGUUGAUCUUCAAGGGUUGUCAGCCAGUGUGCCAGUGCCUGGUGGUGAGUAUUGAGCUGCUGUACUGGGCUCUUGAGGUGGGACACCUCAUUAUGGAUAUCCAGGAUGCUUUCCUCCAUGGCCUUUAUGCGGUCUGUGUUGGCAUGAAUUUCCAUGCGUACACGUGCAAGGUCAGCCGCCAUCAUGCAAGGAGUUGUUUGAGGCCACCUUUAGUGGUCGGUGCCAUGCUGUCCACCUGCUGUAAGCUUUGGGAUGGCUCAUGGUGGGGUGUUUGCCAAGUUCCCAUGUCCCUGCUCUCUGUCCCCGAGGGUGGCACCGCUGUGGCGUGGUCGGCCUCUGCUGAUGGAGUCUUCGAGGCUGCUGGUCUCUGGAGCAUAGCUCCUAUGUCCCUCUCGGGUUUCUGCGUUCGUUUCAUAUUUGGAGUGUCGGGCAGCGGGGGCGACCAGAGCUGCUCCUGGGUGUUUGGGCUGUGCGCUCCAACAAGGGAGUCAAGGAGCGAGUCUAGACCUUUUAGGCGUCAGGUAGCGAUAGGCCCCAGAUCUGCGCCUCUGUUUAAUUUUCCUCGGGGUGUACUGAAAGGGCAUCGGUCGAUGCGGUAUAGUGGCCUGUGUGCAGUUUUCGUGGUUUAGAAGCUUAAUGGUGAGUUGGGAAGUAGAUAUUAGGUGGAUUUUGCUGGGCCCGUGAGGAGCUCAGAGAAAUGGCGACUGUUCAGUUUCAUGCGUUAGCUCCGCCCAAUUAUAUUUAACACCUGCAGAGCUGUAACCACUGCACAAGGAAGGAGUCUUUGUGAACCUGUACAGUAUUUAUGUAAAUACACAUGAGCAUGUAUGAAGCAUCACGGAGAGACAAAGCUUUGUUGCCAAUAACAGAGAUAUGUAGCUAUGUAGCCGAUUUAUAUGUUUUUUUCCCUUCACUUUCACUUCUGCUUCUGUUUCACACUUAAAGGGACACUAUAGUCACCUGAACAACUACAGCUUAAUGUAGUUGUUCAGGUGAGAUCUAUAGCUCCCUGCAGGCAAUCUAAUGAAAAUACAGUGUUUACAUUGAUUGAAAGGAAUACCUCCAGUGGCCGUCACUCAAACGGCCACCAGAGGGACUUCCUAUCAUGCAGGGCCCUAAAAAGGCCUUAUACACGUCAGACGUAUUAAAAUACGUCUGACGUGUGCAGGAGAGAGAAGGCACUGUGUGCGCGCCUUCUCUCUUCUGCCUGUCAGCAGAGGAGAGGGGGUGGGCAAAGACCGCGAGCUGAGCUCUCAGCUACCGACCGCGCACAUGCGCAGUAGUGUGCUCAGGACUUCCCCGUUCAUGAAUGCCGCCCUCUGAAGUAUGUGCGCAUGUGCGGCGAAGCCGCGCAUGCGCACAAGGGAGCAAUGACUUCCAAAUGCAAGCGUCUGAUUGCUCCCUGCUCUCGCCCGCCUAUUUAGUCAUUUUGACGAAAUAGGGGGGGGCGGCUUCACAAGGCUCCCGGCGCUGGAACCAGGUGAGUAAAACGGGUUGGCUGGAGAGUCCUUUUAAACGCUUCAAUAAUGAUUCCAUCUGGUGGAAACAUUGAUUUGUAUGUUGUUGUUUUUUUGCCCUUUAAUAAAGGGACACAUGUUAUGUAGUGCUUGACUGUCUUUAUUUUUAGACUUCUAGAGAAGUGACAGUUCUGCUCUACUCCAGGCACCAUAACUUCGUCACAAUCACGGUGUCUGGGGCACCAUCUUCCCACGUAGCGUUUAACUUUUUCUAUACAGUUUAACCCAUAAGUUUUCUUAACUGUGUCUGAACUCUUGGUCCCUCUACCACCAGCCUUUGCUUCAAUGUGUAAGUCUUUUAGUGAGAGCUGCUGGAUGGGGCUGAUGCACAUGUACGGUGAGUGCCGCAAGCGCCUUAGGCCCUCCCCAUAGGAAAGUAUUGCUUCAGUGCUUUCCAAUGGGGAUUUUACUGAUACUGAAUAUCCUCAUGCAAAAUGUGAGGACAUCCAGCAUCAGGUGCAACAUCGCCUAGCCACCAGGAAGUGUCUCUAUCUAAUUGACAGCCACGGGAGGCAGUCUUAGUCCUGCAAUAUAAUCAUUGCAACUUCUCUAAAACGGCAAUGAUUUACAUUGCAGAAGUAAGAGGGACAGGAACACUGCACCCACACCACUUUAGUGAGCUGAAGUAGUCUGGGUGCCUAUAUUGUUCCUUUAAAAAUUCCAGCUGUCACUGUGGUGUUGAUUCACUAAACACCAAAUUGUGACUAGUUGAAAACUGAAUAGCAUAUUUAUGCUAAAAUAGCUAAGCUUUGACCAUGGCAGAGUUUAAGAAUUUUUCCAAAUCUACAACUUUUGUCAAAAUUUUGCAGUUUGGUCUUAAAUUCAGCAAUAAAGGGCCUUUCAAACUAUCAUGACCACUUCUAUUAGAAAUCUGCCAUUUUAUUCUGGGGUUUUGUUCUAGUCACAUCCGCUGCACAUGUACAUAAGUCAGCCUUGAACAGGGAUAACUAAUGUUAAUUCUGUGCAAAAAUGACAUCUGUCAUCAACACUGUAGAUCAGGGGUUCUCAACCCAGUCCUCAUGACCCCCUACCAGUCCAGGAUUUGGGGAUUACCUGGGUGUGUCUCAGGUGUUUAGAAAAAGGGAAAAAAACACCUUAGACUCUAAGGUGUUUUUUUUUUCCUAAACACCUUAGACACACCCAGGUAAUCCCUAAACCCUGGACUGGUAGGGGGUCCUGAGGACUAACGUUGAGAACCCCUGCUCUAGAUUCUUCACUCGCAGGCAGCACUGUGAGCGAGCCUACAAUUAAAAGUCGAAUCUACAGUGGUGAACUAGAUACAAAGUGCACAGUAGGAUGUAUAAGUUGGAAACCGACAGUAUAUACCUAAAAUAAUAAAACAUUUUAAUUUUUUUUACACAAAGGGAAAGUUACACUUUGGGAGAGGGGGAGAAAAGAAACCUAGGGGAGGGAGGGAGAAGGGGAGGAAAUAACUAUGGGGUAGGGGAGGGAGGGGGAAGGAAAGAACACUAUGGGACAUGGGAGGGGAGAAAACUAUGGUUUGUGGGUGGGAAAGAACACUAGGGGGGAAGAGAGAGGAACAUUAAGGGAGGGCACUAAGGUACAGGAAAGGGAAAAGGAACACUGGGCUGGGGGGGCACUAAAAGAUACACACACACACACACACUGCAUUUACUAAUAAAAUACUCUCACUGCAUCCACUACACACAAAUAUAAAUAUUCCUGAAAGCAUAGAAAAAAAAUCUGACUGGCAGGUAUAUUUUGUGCAUUUACCACUUAAUAAAAAAAAUUGCAAAAAGAUUUUUCUCAAAACGGUAAAUGUACAGAAUAUCGUUCGGCUAUGGGACUGAAAGUUCACAGAUUAUGAGCCGGUAUCGGCUCUAAAAAAAAAUCAAUAUCGGUUGAUCCAUACACUGGUUCCAUUGAGUUAUAAGUAGAGUCCACUAGUUAUUAAAAUCCCUUUUGAAGAAUAGAUUAUAUAUUGGCUUCCCUGUUAUCUAAUUUCAAUUCUGCCACUAAUUUAAAGGAUGCUUCUCAGGAUAAUUAAUAUUCUAUUUACACAGGGAUACAUUUUUCCACCAUUUUUAGCCAGUGGUGAGUGACAAUUUAGCCCUGGUGAGUAGAAAUUCAUUCCUGGUGGGUAUACUAUGGCUUUUAGUGGCGAGUAACUUGUUACUAGCAGCACUACAAAUUUCAAGUCGUUUUACCUGUCCUCUAUAUUUAUCAAAAUGUUUUUAAUAGGUCUGAAAAAUAAAAUUGAACAUAGAAAUCCACGUGUCUGUUUUGGAACUGGGCAUUUCCAUCUUGGCAUCAUUGUAAUAAAUGUUGCCCUUUUCUGCCAAGAACAAUGGAAGAGGAGAAAUAAAAACAAUAUUAAUUUUCGCCUUCUCUCUAGCAUUGUAUGUUAUGUCUGUGCCUGGAUCAAUCUGGUACAACUGUUGAUAAAUUUAUAAGAAUACAGAGCAUUGCAUGUGAAAGGUUUGGCCCAUGUUAUGGUGAUUUUUCAAUGUUUAAUUCAGUGGUGUAAUUUUCAGAGUAGUGACCGUCCCAUUUUAACGCCUUUCCUUUCUUCAUUGUAUUGCAAUUCAGCAAACUCGUUCGUGGCACUAAAUUUAGCUAUAUAUACUUAUUUAUUGUAGCGUUUCUAAUGAUAUGGCUCUUACCUUUCCCUCACAAUCCCUAUAUCACCCCCUUCUAUAUAUUUAUCGCAUUCAAAUAGCUACGUGCUACUUUAGCAGACUCCUUAAAAAGUUUCAUUUUAUUAUAUGAUUGCUGUUUAACUUUUACAUUAAGAACAAAUUGAAAGCUAUCCUUAGUAAUUGUUUUCUUUUGGCUGUUUGCAAACCUUUUAUUUCAGCAAAUAAAAUUGUUAUUCUGUGGUUAUUCUCUUUUCCUUUUAUAUCCAUCUGAUAUUCGAUACUGGUCUAAUUUAUGACCUUAUUUUUUUCUCUCUUUAUUGUAUUUUUAGCCAUCAUGUCGAUUUCUACGCCUCAGUCAGGUGGCCGUCACCAUGUUGACACCCCAGAUAGUGUUUUCCUAUCCCCUGCGACCAGGCGUCAGCCAGUAAGUUUGGCUGGCACACCAACUUUGCAAAACUUCACCAGCAACGAUGAUGAACGGGAAAGGAAACAAAGGCGUAUGUCUAGGGUCAUCGACCUGCAGCUCAGUAAUGCUGAUUCCCCAGCAUCCACCAUCUCUCCAACUCACAGGUACAUCAAUGUGCAACAACUCAAUUAAAAAGUUGGAGGGGUUUGUUUACUAAAUAUUUGGCAAGCUUUGUUUGUAAAGUUUUUGGAAGAUAUAUUGGCAUUUCAAUUCUUCAUACUUCCUGUAUAUAGAUAGGCAGUGAAGUUUGCAAUAUGAUGACUCUCAUCUUCAGUUGCCUUGCUUCCUACACUUCACAUUGGCACCUGAAGCUGCUUUAAUUCUACUGCACUAGAACUAUACACUUUUUGUGUAAAUGUGCAUACUUAACUUCUCUAUGAAACAUAUUCAAUAUUUUGUUAUUUUUCUUGCUGUAAAAUUAUUUUAUCAUAGGUUCAGAUAGAUAUCAUUAACACAUUUAAAUUGUGAUUUAAAUGUAAUUUUUUUUUUUUUUAAUGAUGAUAAAAAACUAACCCCUGGCCUCAACUACACCAGCUGGAGAGCAAGAAACUCUCUGUGCUAAGCUUGACAGUAGCAGGGCUCAGCUCAUAUUCUGAUAGAAAUCACCUGAUGGUCUCAGCCAAUGAGCUACCUCUGUGCCCCAGAGCUUGGCUAAGGAGAGCUAACGAAAAUAAAAAAAAAAACACGAACUUUUGGCCCUCUGGCUAAUGUAAUGGAGCUCUUGAGCGGUGCUCAGUAGUCCCAGGUAAAAAGUCAAAUUGUUAUAAAACAGUUUAGCUACCUACAGUAUAAAGGGUCAGGGAACUUCUUGUGCCAUAACCACAACAGCAUGUUGUAGUGAUUACUUGGAGUGUUCAGCAAAAUUAUAUCUUAAUUACACAAGUGAGGUUAAAACUAAUUUUGCCUAAAUCUUGCAUCAUAGAGAAACCUUUGUUUGGACCAUUUUGCUGACUCAAAGCAUAUGUGCGCUCUCCAGACAGGCGGAGGGAGGGUGUUUUUAAAAAAUCAAUAAAUCACUGCUGCACAGAGGGAGCGCCCACAGGAUGGGAGGAGGGACAACUCUGCCUGCAAGGGGAACAUUUUGAUGUCCGUUGUCUGCAUACAGAAUUUAUGUUCAGAGUUGACAUUAGACAACCCGGAACACAGUUCUGGGCUGACAAUGUCACGUGUGCUGGGGGUGCAACUUGCUGAGUAACCCUUUCAUUAUUAUUAAUUUUAUUUUUUUGCUUUAAAUACAGACUUCGAGUACAAAUUAAUUGUCAUCUGUCCCAGUUUGAAUAUUUUUGAUUCCAUGUUGAAUAUAGUUUUAAUCAUUGUUGCCACUCUGCCUGUUCUUUAGGGGGACUGACACUCCCACUUCACUACUUCCAAAGCUGAAUAAUACACAGAUCUCUGAUCAUUACUCCACCUGCAUCAAACUUUCACAGGAAAAUGUGAGUAUUUACUGUUUCACUUUCCAACCCAGCAUUGCUUUCUUAAAUAUAUGGAGGGGAGUGAUGUAUGGUUGCAGACAAGACACAUAGAAUAUGUCAUACACAGGACCUUAACCCAAUUCGAAGCAUUAUGCACCGCAGAGACACACCUACCUAGGGGAAUCGCGAUGCUCUAUGCCAUGAUACCCGCAGCCACAAAGACCCCGCCGGCACCUUACCAGGCGAAAUGGGAGCACGCCUCGGGCUUGUAUUAUCGGAGGCCGAAUGGGAGAAGAUCCACAUCCUGACGCAUCAAGAAACGAUCAGCGCCAAGAUCCAGGAGCUUAAUUAUAAUAUUAUUAUUAUUAUUAUUAUUAUUAUUAUGAUAUAUACGUCAAAUUCCGCAGCGCUUUACAAUGGGUGGACGAACAGACGUGUAGUUGUAACCAGACAAGUUGGACACACAGGAACAGAGGGUUUGAGGGCCCUGCUCAAUGAGCUUACAUGCUAGAGUGAGUGGCCUUGCUGGUACAGGACGCCGACGCGACUGUUCCGCAUGGGCCUCUCCCAGACGGCUAGUUGCUGGGUGUGCGGCACGGCAGAGGGUACGGACCUACACAUAUGGUGCUCGUGUCCCGUCAUUGUCAGCUUUUGGCAACAAAUCCAUGAGAAAUUGAAAGAGAUCCUGGACUCAGAUAUUCCUCUGCAACCCCUUACAAUGCUACUCCACCACACCACGAUGCCCAUUGGGAGAUAUGAGAUCCCUCACGAAACACUUUCUGGAUGCGGCAAAGAGCCUGAUAGCAGCCAAGUGGAAGUCACAAUCAACCCCCAGGGUCUCAGAAUGGAUAGAGAAAGUAGAAGAAAUAUAUAACAUGGAGAGCCUUACGGCAGACCUACAAGAAGACAGCAGUUAACUGCACUAGACUGUGGGACCCCUGGAUAGACUAUAUGGCCCGUAGGCCUAGGAGAAUGGAGGCCCCGGAGACUGAGUAGCCGCGGCCUGCUCAUAGACGUGCGUAGCGGGCCAGAGGAGCGGUGGCGGACCCCCUGCUCGGGAGCUGCCAUCUCCCCCGUCUCGUCUUUCCACCAGGCUAUACAUGUUAAGAUCCUUUAAUCUUUCCUUGUAAAUUUUAUCCUGCAAUCCAUGAACCAGUUUAGUAGCCCCUCUCUGAACUCUCUCUAAAGUAUCGAUAUCCAUUAAAUGUUUAGUGUAAAGCCAGUUUAUUGAUCUGUAGCCCCACAUAUUUUUAAACUUUAAAUUCCUUUAUUCUCUACCAUAGCGAAACAUAAUUAUGGAAGUAGUAGUCCAAAGAAAUCUAGAAGGCUGCAGCUCGACAUCCCUUUUCUAGAUUUUUUUUUUUUUUUUUUUUAUAGAUCACAAUUCAGGUCGUUCAAUUCAGGUUCUUGCUUUCAAUACUUUCUUUGUUUAAAAUCACUUUUGCUCAUAUAUCCAACACAGUGCAUUAUGAGCUGUAUUAAUGCAUACUCUAUUUCUGUUUUAGAAAAUCACAACAAAAAAUGCAUUUGGUUUGCACCUGAUUGACUAUAUGGGAGACAUCUUGAAACAAAAGGACAGUGAACUGACAAAUUUCAAAGUGAGUAACUUACAUAUCAUGUAUUCCCUGUUCAAAGCUACAGCUUUUUGUCAGACUUCACUUUGCAUUGUGUCUUGUUCUGUAGGUUGCUGCUGGAACACUGGAUGCAAGUGCUAAAAUCUAUGCCGUUAGAGUUGAUGCAGUCCAUUUAGAUGUAUAUAAAGUUCUAGGCGGGCUUGGGAAAGAGUCGCAGAUUCCAGAGGAGUCUGAACAUCAAGACCCUGGUAUGUAACUACAACGAUACCUGGCUCCAUGCAUGACAAUUUCCAUGUUAAUGGCUCCUUACAUUAAAGCAUGCUUUCGUUGGAAAAUAUGAAAGUGGAGAAGGGCCACAAACCACCUUACGGACCUUUAGUCUGUAAGUGGAUCUUAGGCUUUUAUAGGAAAUGUAGAGGUAAUAAGUAAAUAAGCUAAAUGUUUUUUCAUAACCUGAGUUGUUUUUUUUUUUUUUUUAUUGCAUAUGUUACUAAGAGUUGUGACAUUGCGUCUCCUGUGAGGUGUCUGGCUAUUUUUCCCUGCAGUGUUUUCUUGAGGAGUACCCAAGCCAGUGCCCAUAAUGAUUUUGGCACUGACCGGGUAAACACUCCUCUCCCCCCCACAUGACUCCUCUCCUGCAAAUGUCAAAAAUAACAUAAGUUCUCAGUGAUCACUUUUCUAGCAGCCUAUUUCAUUACCCCUACUUAUACCCUUUGUGUCACUAUACCCCACUCCCUCUACCAUGUAAGCUCAUUGAGCAGGGCCCUCAACACCUCUGUUCCUGUGUGUCCAUUUGUCUGGUUCCAAGUACGUGUCUGUUAGACCUCCCAUUGUACAGCGCUAUGGAAUUUGCUGGCGCUAUUUAUAAAUAUUAAAAUAAUAAAAUCUUGAAAGCAGCUAAACUAAUUUGAACAUGCUAAUUUCAGUUGAAAUGUAGAUCAUAAAAAACAGAUGAAUGAAGAAGCAACUCAACAUCACACUUGUUCACUUUCAGAUAUUGAGGUUGAGAUCUAGGGUGCAGGAUAGUUCCAAUUUUUUUGAUCUGUAAUAAAAACAAAUUAACAUUUAGGGAGUAUAAUUGUAUAUUCAAAUUAUGUUUUCUUGACUUACUUACUAGUAAUGUUCUCAAUACAGAUGCCUCUACAGAAGGUCAAGAUGAUAAAAAGAAGGGGAAAAAAAGAAAGCGUUCCUACAAAACUAUUGAGAAAAAUCUAAACAACAUUAAUCGCUCUGAAAAUGAUCGCAAGAGUGAGGUGGGUGUGUACCAUAGGGAGGUACUUCACUAACUGAGUAUCCCCUGCAUACACCGCUUUUAUUUGUGUUCUGUGCUGUAUUUAACUUGUAUAAGCAAUAAACUAAAGUAUGUUAAAGUUAAUACCUGUCAUCUUGCCAAUUUGUUUCUGGUUUUGAACUGGUUAGAUUUCUUACAGUCACCGUUUUUCGAUAGUGGAUUAACUACAAGCUAAGUAUUUGUAUGUAUUGUUUCUUGUUGGUUUUGGUGUGGCUUGGGGUUUUUUAUGAUUUGUUUUUCUGACUGUUUUCUGAUUCAGUAACAAAAAAAAUAUUUUCUGACAAAUGAUCUGUUGCAUAUGGUUGAGUACAAAUUGGGCUGGUGGUUUGACUAAGCCUUUUUUGUGUUUCCAAGAGCUUGCUGCCACUCAGCAUGUCUGUUCCACGAUAGCUGACUCAGUGGCAUUGUUAUAUUUUACUGUACUACAAAUUUGAAAAGCAUACUUGAAUUUCAGAAGUAGCAGACCAGCCUACCAGUAAUCCCUUCUCUCUGCAGGUUGACCCCCUCUUCCAGAAGUCAGCUGCAUCGUUUGAUGAAUUUAGCACUGCUGGUGUCUUUCUUUCUACCCUUCAAUGUCACAAUUACCAUAGUGAGCUUCGCUUUGAGACAGAUGUGAAGCCACUUUCUACCAUUGAAGAAAAUGAUCCUCCAAGCCCAUUGUCUGUGGAUGUAUCGGAGCUGAAAUGUAUGUUGCAGUUGCUAACUGGAGUAAUUUAUUUAUUAUAUAAAAUGUUCUGUUGCAGAAGGUAGAUUUUUUUUUAAUUUUUUUUUACUCAAUGCAUAAUGGUGGGAAUCUGUAUUUCUGAGUCCAAGUUUGUGAAAAACCUAAUAAUAUAUAACAUUUAAAACAUCCAUUCCAUUUCAAGAGUGCAUGCCACCUAGUGUUUACUUAAAGGACCACUAUAGUGCCAGGAAAACAUACUUGUUUUCCUGGCACUAGUGCCCUGAUGGUGCCCCCACCCUCAGGGUCCCCCUCCCGCCGUGCUCUAGGGAGAGGGAGAGGAAGAGGUUAAACACUCACCUUUCUCCAGCGCCGGGCGGGGAGCUCUCCUCUUCGCCUCCUCUUCGGCUGAAUGCGCAUGCGCGGCAGGAGCUGCGCGCGCAUUCAGCCAGUCUCAUAGGAAAGCAUUUAUAAUGCUUUCCUAUGGAUGCUUGCGUCUUCUCACUGUGAUUUUCACAGUGAGAAGCACGCAAACACCUCUAAUGGCUGUCAAUGAGACAGCCACUAGAGGCUUUAGGGGCUGGAUUAACCCAUUUAUAAACAUAGCAGUUUCUCUGAAACUGCUAUGUUUAUAAAAAAAAAAAAUGGGUUAACCCUAGAUGGACCAGGCACCCAGACCACUUCAUUAAGCUGAAGUGGUCUGGGUGCCUAGAGUGGUCCUUUAAAAGACAACUGUCACCUCAACACUAUUUUUUAAUAUAAUGAUCCUUUCAUCAAGUUUUGAAAGGUAAUAGAUAUUUGUUGUAUGAAGUGUGUAUAUAUAAGAAAUGGAGGUAAAACACUCUAUCUUUAGUAUAUGACAGCAUCCUUCAGCCAAAUACAAACACCUUGGGUCAGACAGUAUUAGAAUUGGACAGUUAGUCGGGCUGAAAAUGUCACUGCGCUGUGCAGGGAGUAAACUAGGGAAGAACAUAAAGACUAAUUGCCAAAUUUUGUCACUGUCCCAAGCUGCAUGUAUAUGGCUGAAGGAUCCUGCCAUAUACGAAAGGUAAGGACUAGUUUUUAUAAUUUUCUUUAUAUAUACUUAAUUUAACAAAAAAAAUCAGAUGAAAAAAAUUUGAAGGGAAAAAAAAUCAUUAUAUUAAAAAAUAGUGUUGAGGUGACAGUUGUCCUUUAAAAAGCAAAGGACGUAAUGUUUUUUUUUUUUCUGAGUACGGUAACGGACUGAAAGAUAAAGUAGAAAGCCAAAGGUGAUUAAACCUGUUGCCAGGCUCUUACAGUUAGUAAACUACAUAGGUAACACUCUCCAAAACUGUUAUUGUUUUAUUACACUGGGCACUAUAAUUACCAAACCAACAUUAGCUUAAUCGAGCGGUUUUGGUAUAUAGAUCAUGCCCCUGGAGUCUCACUGCUAAAUUUUCUGCCAUUUGUGAGUUAUAUCACUUUGUUUAUGGAGCCGAAGCCACACCUCCCUACAUGUAAUGCACACAGUAUUCCUAAACACUUUCUGUAAAGUAAGAUCUAUUGUUUAAUUUUGAAUGUCUUAUAUCCUGUACUGUUAAUAGCUUGCAAGACCUUGCAGGAGCCUUCUGUGUGUGAUUAAAGUUCAGUUUACAGAGUAGAAGAUACACAUUUCUAAAUUUAACAUCUGAUUGAAAAUGAAACCCUUUUUGUUCAUGCAGGAUGUGUCCGUCAUGGAUUGGGGGAGGUGUGGCUAGGGCGGCAUGGACAGAAGCAAAAUGAUACUAACUCCUAAAUGAUUGAGCAGUGAAACUGCAGAAGUAUGAUUUAUAUACAAACAUUGCUUCAUUAAGCUAAAGAUGUUUUGGUGAAUAUUAUUGCUGUUUUACGAAGAUUUUUCAUUCAAGCAUUUUUAUAAUUAAUAUUUUAUUUUGUAAUUAGUGUUUAGAGUUCUUUAAUCUUUUCCAGUUUGUUUUCAGCUGAGAGAUCACUAAGUUAGGGUAUGUAAUGUUUUGACUUGCUUGUUUACAUUGACAGCUCCUCUAUCACAGUGUGUGGAGAAACGUCCGAUAUGUCCAUCGCUCUCAGGUUUUCGAUUCAUGCAGUGGGACAGUGAUCUUCAAAAUGAGGUGUGUCACACUUGCAUGGAAAAAUCAAUAACAUUGGGGCUACAGCGUUAAUGCAGUUGAUCACAAAUCAGAACUGGGGCUUACUUAAUAUACACUCUUUUCAUUUCUGUUCUUGUAAUCAUUGUUUCUUUUUUUACCAUUAUUUUUUUCUCUGUCCUUAGCAGUGCAUUUAUUUGCUCUUUAACCUUGCUGCUAUUCUUUCCUGUAUUAUAGUUUUGCCUACGCUAGUUCUGCCAACAAAUAGAGAAUUAUUUGCUAUUUAAUACUGCAACACUUCAUAUUUUGUUUGGUUUACUAUUCUAAUUAUUUUAAUGUUAUUAUUUGAAAGUGCAUACCUGACUUUGUAUGAAUCUGUAUUGGCCAUACGGUAAAAACAUUUAAAGUUCUGCUAAGCAGUUUAAGUAAGCAAUUAAUUACUCUAAAUGAAUUUACUUUCUUGUGGGUUAGCCAUAUUGGGUCAGACUCUAUUGAUAACUGAUUACCUGAUGCAGCUUUACAACAACAACAGAUAAGUUAAUGGUUACUUCAAUCACCAUGACCACUUCAAUAUAGGCAGCGUUUCUGCUUAUAAUGCUGAACAUACAGAGCAAUCUGCACUUGUGUGCCUUGGGAAAGUUACAUCCUCAGCACACAUUCCGAGAUGCCAAAUGCUAAUUUUGUGCAUAAAAUAUGUCUUUUGUCAGUGCACGGUGUAACGGAUAUGUUAAGUGUGGGUGUCCUCACCCUCCUUCAUUAAGUUGGGCCCUCCCCUCCUCCCUAUCACCUCAAUAAUGCAAUUUUAUGUUUUAAUUCUGUCCCACCCGCUCUACCUCCCUUUGCCGGUUCUGAAUGCAUGCUUGUGCUCUAAGCCAGUGAAACAAUCCAAUGAUUGGACUGCGCAAGGCCAUGGCUGACGUCUGGUUGAAGGCAGCGCCCAGUAAAUAUUUAAGUUGAGCAGCAUCUGGUCAGUUAACAGUAGACCCGACUGUUAUCAACAACAUGGCUGCUCAGCCAGAUAAAGUGAAAUAUUCUUAACUCAACUACAUUUGAUGAUGAUGUUAUUAUACAGACAGUAUCAUCGCUGAUGGAUAAGUUUAAGAAGAGCGACCAUGUGUUUGACAUUAAUGCUGAAGUAGAGGAGGACUGUGCAGAUGCAGCAGAUCCUAUAGCAGAUGACUUUGAUGCAGAUGCAUGUGAUGGAAUGGAAUCUGGAGAUCUUGGGGGAUUUUCAGAGCAUCGUGAAGCUUUUAGAUCGGAGCGGAAAGGGUAAGAAUCUGCUGACAUACAAAGGUGGAAUAGUAAGAAUGUUUUGAGAGUUCUCCAUUUGCACAUAAGACACCACAAGCUUCCUACAUGUCCAUUUCAAUCUCCCAGUUUAAAACUGUUAUUUUUGGUCACCUAGUACUUCAAAAAUGCAUGCUUAUCUAAACAUUGUACUUUAAAAGUAUUAAAAAUAUAUUGUUUCUUUUGAUCAUGUUCAAACAAAACCAACAGUAUUUUCUUCACCCACAAUUUUUGUUGGUAAAAUAUUUUACAACGCAGAGCUGUAAACUUGCUUUAAUUCAAAAUAUAUAGGUUACAUAAUGAUUAUUUAACUCUGUUUUACUCUGUUAAGCUGCACACUUUAUUUUGUGCAUUACUAAACUUUCAAGUUAUGUUUUCAUGUAUAAAAACACAACAGUUGACAUAAGACAUGAUGAUCGUAAAAUAGUAUUCAUGUUUCCCUAUUAUGUUAAAUGAAUGCAAUCUUGAUUGACCGCAAAAUACUCCAACCUAAUUGCCCCAUUUUACAGCAAAUCCUGUACUUGGAUUCUUAAAGGGUCACUCUAAGCAUUCAACUCGGACCACAUGCUUCUAUUCUGAGAGCACUUAUAAAUGCAUCCACUUCCAAAUGGUUUCACAAAGGACUUGGGUAGAGUGCCCAGAGACUACUGGCAACGUAACCAUUACCCUGAGCUGUAGUGGUUCUGUUGCUUAGCAAGUCCCUUUAUUUUCCUAAUCACUAGGAAACCAGUUGUACCUCUACUGUGUUAUGUAUGUGCUUUUCAUGCAUGUGAAUUACAAAAUGCUGCACAGACCAUGCAACUGUACAUAACACAGUUGUCUGAUCAUAACACAUAGUUGUCUGAUCAUAUAUUUAAAGUAGAAGAUGAGGGGGAGAAUUUAUAGUGCACGAGGCCUAUGUUUCUGAUAGCAUUCAAAUAAAUCUGGAUGAUUCUAUUACUGAGUUCAUUCAACUUACCAACACUUUCACUGCAGCCCCCAAAUAACUCAAAUUGGAAAUGGAGACAUUGACACCAUGUGCCUUCAGCUGUCCUCUUGUCCGGGAGAGUAUUCCUACUUCAGCCCUCGCACAAUGUCUAUGUGGGCAGGGCCUGAGCAUUGGCGUUUCCGUCCUCGUCACAAAGGUGGGUCUCUCUUACAUUACGGCUGCAAAAAUAUAGCCUGUGUGUACUCUUGAAUUACAUGAUUUCAUCUUCCUUUUACAGCUGAUUCUAGCACUGACAAACAGAAGGUCAAGAAGGUGAAGAAAGCUUUUGAGCUGAACUUUGAUGAUGACAUUGACUUUGAUGUUCAUUUCUGCAAAACCAGAGUAAGUUACGUCCUCCAGCAAUAACGCUAGCAGGCCCUCAAUAAGUGUGUUACUAAGUAUUUAGAUAUCUCCACAGCUUGCAAACAAAGGGCAACUAAUUUAGGAAACUUCACUAAAGACCAUAUGUGCUUUUAUUUUUUAUGUAUUGAUUUAUUAUAUACUAUUUUGGGGAAAUAUUCCAGAAUUUACAUUUGACUUAUAAUUUAUUUGCAAUUUAGAGAUGUGUUCUGGCAUUUUACCUUGAAAAUAUGUUUCAGAUUGCAUCACUUUUGGCAACAAAAUUAUCCCUUAUCCCUAGAUUCAACUUUUCAUGUGUAAGGAAUUAAAAAAAAAAAAAUGGCUGGCGGGGGCAGGGCCAGACCGCCUUGCUGAACAGUCACACAACAGAGCAACUUCAAUCUUUCCUAUUUUUAGCCCAAAAACACAGAAUUAGUACCUACCUAACGAAAAAUUUCCACGAGUUUCUCCCCUUAGGACUUUCUCAAGUGGAUAAAAAAUUUGAAAUGCUGGGAGAUGUGUGAUUGAGCGUGUUCUUGGGAACCUGCGUGCCACUUACCUUAUUCAACCCAUACUGAUUGUAAAUAGAAUGCUGUGAUGUGGAACACUGCAACCACUUCAUCUCAUUGAAUUCCCCUGGCACUGACCUUUUGUUCAGUGUUUUAACUGAUGCAGUGCUAAACAAGAGAUCCUCAGCGCCCCUCUGCUGCAGGCAGGGCAGCGAUGAUUAUCUGAGAGUGUCACUUGCCACCUAUUGUUGAUCUGAAUUGAUAUGGCUAAAGAAGAGUAUCAUCACUGCUUUAGUUAUACCUCCAAUGGGAACCCAGCUGUAGACGGCUUGGGACCCUAACUCAGCCUUACACUGCUUGAAAAUGGUUUAUUACUGCACUAUAAAUAAUUCAAUGAAUUCAACUGAUUAUUGUUUUUAGAGAAUGCCUUUUAUCCAGAGCUGUUUCAGAACAAUUUAGAGCUGAAUUUUCUCAAUUCAGUCAUUCAUCAAUGUAGUGGAUUUCCUACAGUUGCCCUGAAUGAUCUUCCUCAAAUUUGUUUCUAUAACUUUAACCUGAUAAAUAAUCUUGACUUGUUUGGGAGGCUAAUUGAAACACAGUACACCAGAAAUGUUUAUUUUUUAAUUUAUUUAAUUGUGUGGAAAUUUAACAAAAAAACUCAAUCCCUGGUAAUUCAAGUUUCCUUUUUCAAAUGAGUCUUAUUAUUGGUGGAGCCAUGUCUUUACCAUGAGAUCAUUUUUAUCUAAUAUCUUGUCUCUGCGCAGGCAGCUACAACUCUCACAAAGUCUACCCUGGGAAGCCAGAAUAAAAAGUCUACCAUACUUCCGGCAGAUUUUCAUUACGACCCAGACAACAUUGUAAAGCUAAGCUUAAGGCCAGUGGAUCGGGUAAUUAUUUUUCUGUUCUUUCUGCCCAUCAUCUUUACAUCCAGCAUGUUCCUUAAUAUAUUUCUUUCAUCAGAUCCGGAAGAUGCUUAAUAAAGACUCUGUUUCUGAGCACGAAGAUGUUAUUGGAGAAUAUGACUACAAUAAUCCCAAUGAUACCGCCGAUUUCUGUCCAGCCCUUCAGGUGAUUUCUGCAUCUCUUUAAAAUGACGCUCCAAAUACUUUCAAUAGUACUUUUUAAUGUGUGUCUAAAUAUUUUUUUUUUUUCAGGCUGCAGACAGUGAUGAUGAUGAUGGACCAUUCACUGGACCAGGAGAUGAGUAUGAUUUCAUACCAAACACAGGAUUACCUGAGAACCAGAUGAACAUCACCAGCUAUUCAGAGAGCAAUCUGGUUGCUGAACCACAGAAGGUGAAUUAAGUGGGAACUGGUAAUUGCUAGACUGGUAGAGAUGGUUAUGUUAUAUAUUGUCUUCUAAUACUUUUUCUUUCAUGCAGGUCAACAAAAUAGAAAUUAAUUAUGCCAGAACAGCCAAGAAAAUGGACAUGAAACGCCUAAAGACUACCAUGUGGGGGUUGCUGACAAACUUCCCAGACUCUGCAGAAGAGGUAAGGAGAUUGAUAAUAGGUUUUUCACUGAAAAUGUUAUCGCUUGCUUAAGAUAUACAAAAUAGGAAACAAAGAGCAAGUGCAGUAAGAAAUUAUUAUAAAAGUAGGAAUUAUUUUUAUAUUAUUAUUCUUAUUAUUAUUAUAGCAGUAAUAAUUAUAGAUAUGUCUCAAGCCCCGUUUUAUGCCGGACUUAAUAUGUCUUAUGUUUUCUGCCCAGGCGCCCCACUCCCUCUGAAGUUAUCAGGACAGUCUAUUCCCAAUAUCAACGUAAAUAAAUAAAUGUGCUAUUCCGUUUCUUAGACAAGAUGACCCAUAGAUACUGACUCAUCAGUAAUCAAUAAAAAAAUUCUUCUUUAUUUUCCAAGUAUGCAUAUUGUAAAAAAAAUAAAAAAAUCUAAAGAACGUACAAAACAAACCACAAACAGAGAGAGUCUUGAUGAUGUAUUGUAAUUAUAUUGAAAUGUAUAGCUUGACAUUCAGAUCUCUAUUCUCUGUGAGUCUGAGAUUUGUUCGCUGAAUAUACAUUCUUUAGAAUUUUUUUUAGGAUUCCCAAAAGUGUAUUUUAAAAAAAAAAAAAAAUUUUUUUUUAUUGAUUACCUGUGAAUCGGCCUACUUGGAUCGUUUUCUCUGAGAAAAGGAAUUGUCCCUUUCUGUAUUUACCUAAAAAUAAAUGAUUUUUUAUUCAGUUCUUUCAAGGAUGAAAUAAAUUAACAUUAUACACAAACUUGAAUAGUUAAUUGGAAUGUUCCCAAAUAGCUCUACAUAGAAAGAGUGGACUAAAGGAAAUAUGCUAAAUAUGUUUGUUUUGUUUUUUUUUAUGGACUCAAGAGACCCUCAAGCAAUGAAACUGAACCUGCAGGUGUCGCGCAAGAGAGCGUGUUCAGUAAUAUCACACAGGAUCUGCAGAAAAGGUAAGAAUUUACAGUUGCACUUAACACAAGUGUUUUUCAACUAUUUCCACAUCCCUAAUUGUAAUUUGUUUCUAAUUUUCAGGUUACCUUCAGUGAUGGCACAGAACCUGUCUGUUCCGUUGGCAUUCGCUUGCCUCUUGCACCUUGCUAAUGAAAAGGUAAGUGUGGAAGUACAAGUGCUGUCAGGAAAAAUAUAAAGUAAAGCGCUUAUCUGAGGCAAAGUUCUAAAAACAUAGUUAACAAUCAAAAAUUCACUAAGAUUCCACAACUCACUGUGCCACUUUUACUCUUGCAUAUGUGUCACUGUGAGGAAAUUCCUGGUUAUCCUAACAUUAUUUUUGUUUUACAGAAUUUAAAGCUACAAGGUGUGGAUGAUCUUUCUGAUGUGCUGAUAAUGCAAGGAGAUUAA
Messenger RNA from Pelobates cultripes (western spadefoot toad), 24662 nucleotides. The record is from the annotation of a GenBank genome assembly. NCBI's taxonomy places the organism in Eukaryota, Metazoa, Chordata, Amphibia, Anura, Pelobatidae.